AUGGAUCCCAAGGCUGUGAGGGCUGAUGUCAGAAUUGAUGACCGUCUUGGAUUAUCUCUGAGCCGCAAGAGGACAACGGCCAGAGGGCAGCAGACAGAGGGCAGCAGCCAGAGGGAAGCAGCCAGAGGGCAGCAGCCAGAGGGAAGCAGCCAGAGAGCAGCAGCCAGAGGGCAGCAGCCAGAGAACAGCAGCCAGUGGGUAGCAGCCAGAGGACAGCAGCCAGAGGGCAGCAGCCAGAGGGCAGCAACCAGAGGAAAGGAGUCAGAAAGCAGCAGACAGAGGGCAGCAGAUAGAGGAAAGAAGCCAGAGGGCAGCAGCCAAAGGGGAGGAGCCAGAGGGCCGCAACCAGAAGGAAGCAGCCAGAGGGCAGCAGCCAGAAGGCAGAAGCCUGAGGGCAGCAGCUUGAGGGACGCAGCCAGAAGGCAGCACACUGACUACAGCAGCCAGAAGGCAGCAGUCAGAGGGCAAAAGCCUGAGGACAGCAGCCUGUGGAACGCAUUCAGGGGCAGCAGAAAGAGGGCAGCAGCCAGACGGCAGCAGCCAGAGAGCAGAACCCAGAUGGCAACAGCCAGAGGGCAGCAGCCAGAGGGUAGCAGCCUGAGGGACGCAGCCAGAGGGCAGCAGCCUGAGAGCAGCAGCAAGAGGGCAGCAGUCAGAGGGCAGCAGCCAGAGGGCAGCAGCCUCAGGGACGCAGCCAGAGGGCAGCAGUCGGAGGGCAGCAGCCAGAGGACAGCAGGAAGAAGGCAGGAGCCAGAGGGCAGCAUCCAGAGGGCAGCAGCCAGAGGGUAG
Molecule: messenger RNA, 789 nt
Organism: Procambarus clarkii (red swamp crayfish)
Lineage: Eukaryota; Metazoa; Arthropoda; Malacostraca; Decapoda; Cambaridae
Source: RefSeq, a predicted model, not a curated record